Messenger RNA from Gavia stellata (red-throated loon), 4108 nucleotides. It is a transcript of the gene RIPOR1, whose product is annotated as RHO family interacting cell polarization regulator 1. The record is from RefSeq and is a predicted model, not a curated record. The coding region runs from base 59 to 3232 and encodes 1057 amino acids. The transcript is spliced from 22 exons. Lineage: Eukaryota; Metazoa; Chordata; Aves; Gaviiformes; Gaviidae.
CUCGCGCCACCUGGGACGCUGACCCCAGCCCAAGGGGGACGUGUUGCUGCAGCCCGCCAUGAAUGGCAAACCGAAAGGGAGGCCCUCCAGGUCACACUCAACGAUGUCACUGUCUGCGCGCCCGCAGCGCCGCGUCCUCGUCACCAAGAUCAAUAGGAGCCAGUCCUUCGCUGGAGUGAACUCAACGGCCGACCGGCCCUUCAGGAACCUCUCGCCCUUCACCCCCACCGUCUCCCGCAAGACUGGCUCCAGGGUCAGUAGGAUGUUCUCAAUGUCCCACAAAUCCCCACCACCCAAGGUGCCUCAGCCCAACCGCCUGGACGAGGUGUACGAAGCUCUCAAGAAGGGCCUGACAGCCUACCUGGAGGUGCACCAGCUGGAACUGGAGAAGCUCAGCACCCAGAUCCGUGAGUCCAAGAGAAAUUCGCGCCUGGGCUUUCUCUACGAUCUGGAUAAGCAAGUGAAGUCAAUCGAGCGCUUCCUGCGUCGCCUGGAGUUUCAUGCUAGCAAGAUAGAUGAGCUCUAUGAGGCUUAUUGCAUCCAGCGACGGCUCCGCGAUGGAGCCCACAACAUGGUCAAGGCUUACAGCACGGGCUCACCGGGCAGCCGGGAGGCACGCGAGAGCCUGGCUGAGGCCAGCAAGGGCUACAAGGAGUACACAGAGAACAUGUGUCUGUUGGAGAACGAGCUGGAGAGCCAGCUGGGCGAGUUCCACGUCCGGAUGAAAGGACUGGCAGGCUUUGCCCGGCUCUGUGCUGGUGACCAGUAUGAGAUCUUCAUGAAAUACGGACGGCAGCGGUGGAAGCUGCGGGGGCGCAUCGAGGUGAACAGCAAGCAGGUGUGGGACAGCGAGGAAAUGGUUUUCUUGCCCCUCGUCACCGAGUUCCUCUCCAUCAAGGUGACGGAGCUAAAGAGCCUGGCCAACCACGUCGUGGUGGGCAAUGUGUCCUGUGAGACCAAGGACCUCUUUGCGGCUCUGCCCCAGGUAGUGGCUGUGGAUAUCAACGAUUUGGGCACCCUCAAACUCAGCCUGGAGGUGACCUGGAAUCCCUUCGACAAGGACGACCAGCCCUCGGCAGCCAGCACCGUCAACAAAGCCUCCACCGUGAACAAGAGGUUCUCUACCUACAACCAGAGCCCGCCUGACACGCCGUCCCUGCGGGAACAGGCUUUCUAUAACAUGCUGCGGCGCCAGGAGGAGCUGGAGAACGGCACGGCCUGGUCCAUCUCCUCUGAGUCCUCAGACGACUCUUCCAGCCCCCAGCUGUCUGGCAGCGCCCGCCACGCCGCGCACAAGCCCAUCGUGCAGCCCGAGGUGCAGGCCUCCGCCCCUGCCAUCGAGAUCUCCUUCUCCCAGCAGCCGGAGGAGGCCGAGGCUGGGCCCGGGGCCGGCAGCGUCAGCGUCCCCACGGCCGGGAGCCAGCCGGAAGACCCGGACAGCCGUAAGAAAGAGGCGGUGGCCAACGGGCAUGUGCCCUACUCCCGGACUCUGAGCCACAUCAGCGAGGCCAGCGUGGAUGCCACGAUGGAGGCCAAGGCUGCGGAAAGCCCCUGGGAGCCCACGCCAAGCCCAGAGGACACAGGGACGGGCGAGCGGGACGCGGACCCCCUCCCCGGCGCCUCGGUGGCAGCUGCCACAGCAGGGCAGGAAAGGGGCGCUGAGGCCAAGCCCCGUGCCACCGUGGCAUGGGCCACCACCUGCGAGGCAGAGGCUGACGGGGCCGAGCCGGUGCAGAGCCAGGCGCCAGCACAGGGCGGCUGCGGCACCGCGGUCCCCACGGCGCUGGCGCAAGCCUCUGCGGAGGAGACACCCGUCCUGGCCCCGCCACUGCCCGCCGGCAUCACCGAGGUGCCACGGGGGAAGGUGGUAGAUUCGGGUCUCGAGGAGGCCAUUGGCCUCCUGGGCUCGGCCCUGGACGACUAUCGAGGGCAGUUCCCAGAGCUGCAGCCCCUCGAACGGGAGCUCAAGCGCCUGGAGGAGAUGCUGCUGCAGAAGCAGGGUGUCUUCCUCAGCCGGGCCUCCAGCAUCAGCUUGACGGUGGAACAUGCACUGGAGAGCUUCAGUUUCCUCAACACCUCCGACAUGGAGGACUCGGAGGGCUCUGAGGAGGAGCCUCUCCAAGACGAGAGGAGGGCUGGCAGACCCCGGCGUGGCAGCAGGGCCCCCAGCGCCGGCGAAACGGGGGCAGAUGACACCGGCAUGUGCAGCGGCUCCGAGGCCAGCACCGACCCCAUGAGCACCGGCAACGAGUUCCUGGAUAAGGCCCUGGUGCUUCACCUCAACAACUGCAACCGCCUGCUGCUGAAGCUGGGCACCUUUGGUCCCCUGCGGUGCCGGGAGAUGUACGCCCUGGACAGGCUGCUGCGGGAGGCGCAGGUGCUGGAGAUCGUGUGCCAGCUGACGGAGGAGCGAGCGGGAGCAGCCGGCUCUGCUGCCGAAGUGGUGCAGUUCUCGACACGGAAGGAGGGCGUGCUGCCCCUUUGGGACCGCUGCGUGGAGGAGCCCAACGUCUACACCUGCCCUGUGGAGCGGUUCCUGCAGGUGCUCAGCGCUCAGUACGCGGCACCCAUCAGCGAGCGGCACCCUGGCCUGGCCGAUGCUGUGUGUGUGAAACUGGUGGAGGACGUGCUGAAUCGGCGGCUGCCCCGGCGGCCUGGCAGCACCCAGGGCGAGCAGGUCACCAUCUUCCAGUACUGGAGCCACUUUGAGUCGCUUGGCACCCUGGUGCUUGACACCUACGUGAUGGAGCUGGCAGAGGAAGCGUUGCUGGCGCAGAACCUCAACUCGGACGACCAGGACGUGGUGCUGCGUGCCCUGAAGCGCGUGCCCGAGGGCCGCCUGAAGAAGGAGGGACUGAAGGCGCUGAGCCUGCUCCUCGUGGAGGGCAACAGCAAGGUGGUGAGCGCCGUGUCGGCCCAGCUCCGCAGCCUGGCGGAAAACCCUCGCUUCCGCCAACGGGCCCUUGUGUGCUACCUGGAGCAGCUGGAGGAUGAGGAGGUGCAGACGCGGGUGGCAGGGUGUGCAGCGCUGGGCUGCCUGAAGGCCAAGGAGAGCAUCGAGCAGUUGGUUUACCUGUGCCAAACCGACAAGGAGCCCGUGCGGGAGGCAGCCAAGCAGAGCCUGAUGCUGUGCGGGGAAGACGGUAAAUCAGCUCACCGGCGGCUGGAGGAGACCCUGGACAGCCUCCCGAGGAUCUUUGCACCAGCCAGCAUGGCCAGUACAGCUUUCUGAGAUGCCACGCAAACCCACCUGCCAUUCCUUGAGGGCAAAGGCACCGCUGGGCCGCCCGGGCUUGCAUGGACUGGGGCCGGCCAAGACCCGGCAGCUCCCGCUCUCGGCAGCACACCGCAGUAUUACCCCCGCCGGCAGCUCGCCGCGGCCGCACACUGCCUUACGGAGCACCGCUUCCCCUGCCCCGGCCACUGGCCCCAUGGGGUGCCACGUAGGCACCCCUGGGCAGGGGGGGCUCACCGCACACCCCACCCUCUGAUUGCUAUUUAAAAUACACAGGGAGCCCACCCUUCCUGCCCCCCGCGUCAGCUACAGCUGCUGGGACCGAAGCGGCAGGGAGAUGUUCUGGAUUUCUCUGCCUCCUCUUGCCUUCCUCUUGCUCGAGGGCACGUGCCCCGUCCUGGAAGGACCUGCACUUUGGAAACCACGCCGUUUCUUUCCAGGAGUUGCCUGGGCUGUGGGGACUGCUGCCCUUUGCCACCUGGAGUCCCCAGGACGUAAAUAAAAUGAAAUAUGAGAUAUUAAUAUAUUCUGCUGGCGUUUCUUCUUUCCAGCUCCAUGUGCUCCUGUCCCUCCCCGGCUGUGGCUGUAGGGAGUGUAGUGAGAUGUGGCCCCAGCCCAGAGCCUUUCCUGGUGUGUUGGGAAGCGCUGUGGAGGGCAGGGGCAGGAGGAGCGGCAGAGGGACGGACAGACGGACAGACAGAAGCUGCCACCUUUUUUUUUUGUUUUAUUUUAUUUUUUAUUUUCAGAUUUUUGCAGAAAAACAAAAGCAAAAAAUUCUUUUCUAUAAUGUCUCUAUAAAUCUAUAUAUAAUGUAAUUACAGAGAACGACUAAUUUUGAUUUUAAACCAGAAAUAAAACCAAACCUUUAAUGAG